AUGAAUCCUCAUAAUUCAAACCAAACCUUUCCAUCAGCACCACCUGGUUUCUCUUUACCAAACCCAAACCUCAACCUAAACCUAAAUCUAAGUCCAAACCUGGAACAACCUAACACCAGCACCACUACCACCACCCCAAGAAUGGCGAUGAUCCCACUUGUUCGAAUGAUGGAUCUAGAGUUACCGGAAAAGCGUCAGUGGCGUAACAUUAUUCGAAGGACUAGGAUGGUGUUUGAUUCGGUUCGUGUUUUGGUCAUGGCAGAAGAAGAAGAAGAAGAAGAAGAAGAAGAAGGAAAUUUUAAUGUUAGGAGAGUGAGAAGUGAUUUGAAAGCUUCUGCUACGAUGAGGAGUCGAGGAUUGUGGCUGAAUUGCGAUAAGAGGAUUGUUGGCGCGAUUCCCGGGAUUUGUAUUGGUGAUGUGUUUUUGUAUAGGAUGGAGUUGUGUGUGGUUGGUUUACAUGGUGAACCACAAGCUGGGAUCGAUUAUUUUCCUGGGAGUAUGAGUUCAAUUGGCGAUCCGAUUGCUACUAGUGUGAUUGUUUCUGGUGGGUAUGAUGAGGGUGAUGUUGACGAAGGUGAUGUUAUUAUUCUCUCGGGUCAUGGUAGGCAGGAUAAGAAUCCGAGGCAGGUUUUUCAUCAGAAGAUAGAAGGUGGGGAUCUUGCUAUGGAGAGGAGUAUGCAUUAUGGGAUUGAGGUAAGGGUCAUUCGUGCUGUGAGGUACCAAGGUACUUCUUCGACUUCAGGUAAGGUUUAUGUUUAUGAUGGUUUGUAUAGGAUUGUUGAAUGCUGCAGGUUUGAUGUUGGUAAAAAUGGUUUUGGUGUUUUUAAGUUUAUGUUAUCGAGGAUUGAUGGUCAAGCUAAGAUGGGUAGUUUAGUUUUAAAGGAGGCUUUUUUGCGUAAGCAAGAUCCUUCUUGUUAUAAACCUAUGUGUGUUAUAUCUCAUGAUAUUUCCAACAAGAUGGAGCGUGUUGGUAUAAGGCUUUUUAAUGAUAUUGAUGAAUGUAAAGAUCCUAUGUAUUUUGAGUAUCUUCCUAGGGCUACUUUUUUUGCCUUUGAGUUUCAUCCAAAGGGGAAUGAGACAGGUUGUAAAUGUGUGGGCAGUUGUGGGGAAGGAUGCAUUUGUUUCAUGAAAAAUGGUAACAGCUUUCCUUAUAGUCAAAGCGGGUUUCUCUUGAAAGGAAAGCCGGUCAUUUUUGAAUGUGGUCCUUCUUGUAGCUGUCUGCCUCAUUGUCGGAACCGUGUCACGCAACAAGGGCUUAAUCAUAGAUUGGAAGUGUUUAGAUCUUUGGAAACUGGUUGGGGAGUUAGGUCAUUCGACCUUAUUCAAGCUGGCACGUUUAUAUGCGAGUACAGUGGCGUUGUUCUAACAAGGGAGCAAGCAGAAAUUAUGACUAUGGGUGGUGAUUCAUUAAUAUAUCCAAAUCGUUUUCCGAAGAGGUGGACGGAAUGGGGUAAUUUAUCUCUGAUACAAGAUGGUUAUGCGCCUCCUUCGUAUCCAUCAAUUCUUCCUUUGAAUUUUGCUCUGGACGUGUCUAGAAUGAGGAAUGUGGCUUGCUAUAUAAGUCAUAGCUCAACGCCAAAUCUGAUGGUUCAGUUUGUUGUGUAUGAUUGCAAUAAUCAAUUUUACCUUAAAACUAUGCUGUUUGCGAUGGAGAACAUCCCUCCAUUAAGAGAGUUCAGCCUUGAUUAUGGUGUAGUUGAUGAUGAGUUGAUUCGCAAGCCCGCAAUGCACAAUUGAAUAUGUUGACAGCUUCCCAAACUUUAUAUUAUGCUGAAGCCAUGUUGUGGGCAUGCUUUCAUUGAAGCAAGAUAACUCCUUCCAUUUAGUGUAUUUAUUGUGUCCAUUGUCUUCCAUUUGAUUUUAUUGUACUUUCCUUUUGAGCUUUAUCGAAUCUUCAAUGUAAACUCUUUUAGCCAUA
Medicago truncatula (barrel medic) is the source of this 1918-nucleotide messenger RNA. RefSeq names its product histone-lysine N-methyltransferase family member SUVH9. Gene Ontology annotation, cellular component: nucleus. Gene Ontology annotation, molecular function: histone methyltransferase activity; zinc ion binding; double-stranded DNA binding. The transcript has a single exon. The record is from RefSeq and is a predicted model, not a curated record. NCBI's taxonomy places the organism in Eukaryota, Viridiplantae, Streptophyta, Magnoliopsida, Fabales, Fabaceae. Bases 1 to 1737 code for a protein of 578 amino acids.